AAAAAAAAAAGUUACACAAGCAUAGAGGAUGAGGUCUUUACAGCCGUUUCACAACUGCCCUCACGCCUACAUCUGUCACCCACUUCCACACCGGUCACACCUGCUGCAACAAGGCUUUUCUUUGGAGGAAAUAUAUCACAGAAAAACAUCACAAUCAUUCAGUCAGUGCAGAGACUCGUCCACACCUCCUCUCUCUGCACAAUAACCCUGAAAGAAACACGCUGUUUUCAAGCCAGAGUGGCCAGACAUGACUGGGAAUACACCGGUAUGUUAACGUGAUUGUCUCGCAAACAAGUAGCUCAUAGUCGCGUCUGUCUGGAGCGCAUCUACUCUAGUGCGUCUCACAUUGAGGACUUCACUUCUACUAUAAUAUCUGAGCCAUGGAGUUGAGUUCAGUGAUCCUGACCACCGGCAGCUCAGUGGGUUUCUUCAGUCUAGUCAACGCUGGAGUCAGACAGCUGCCCAUGCCUGAGUCUGCCUGCAGGAAUGCAUGGAAAUGGAGAAACAUCGCCACAUCCUUUACGCACAGCUUUAUCACUGCGAUAUGGGCAGUGCUUUGCUUUUUCCUUCACCCCCGGAUGGCUGAAGAUUUGAUAGAAACUCACUCUGUGUUUUCUCACGCUUUGGUGUCGUUUUCUAUUGGUUACUUCAUCCAUGACUUCCUUGACAUGGUGGUGCACCAGAAGCUGAGUCUGAGCUGGGAGCUUCUCUUUCAUCACUUUGUGGUGAUCACCUGCUUCGGCCUUUCUGUGCUGUCUUACCGCUACGUGGGCUUUGCCGUGGUGGCCCUGCUGGUGGAGGUGAACUCGGUGUUCCUCCACCUCAGGCAAAUGCUGCUUUUGGCCAACUGUGCCAAAGGCACGCUGUACCGGGUCAACAGCAUCAUCAACCUGGGCACAUAUGUGGUGUUCCGUAUCAACACGCUGGCCUGGAUGACCCGCUGGCUGGUGCUCAACAGAGACAACGUGCCCCUCCUUUCCUACACGCUGGGCAGCGUGGGCAUGGCCAUCAUGACCGUCAUGAAUAUUAUUCUGUUUUAUCGGUUACUCAGGAGCGACUUUUUGAAGAGCAGCACCCGGGAGACCAAGAAAGAGAAGGAGAUGUAAAGAGGAGGAGAGGAAGGGACACAAGAAGGAUUAUAAUUCACACACACACACACACACACACACUCCUUACUGUAUGUUAACGCCCUGUGGCUGAGAUGUGGUACUGUUUUGCUUGUGUGUAAAAUACUCAGAGCUGCAGGGAUCUUUUCUAUCUCUCAUACUGUACAGGUACCUGCGUACAAGUUGUAAUCAACACAGAUCACACACAGCCAUUAUGUUAAGAGCUACAUUUAGUUGUAGUUUUAACUUUAGGCUUGUGGUGUGUCUGGUCCAAUCAUCCUUACGUGCCAUUAGGAGCUCACUAAUGGUAGAUGGAGGAUUAUUCAUAAGAACAAUGUAACGCCUUGUAAAAUAACACCAAACGCCUUAUUUCCCACCGGGUGUUUCAGCUAAAUCUGUUCUAAAAUAUAGCUUAUGGUAUACACACUGUUCAUGAAACAAACCCACCAGGAUUCGUAUAUAUUUCCAUGGGAAACGAGUACAAAUAUCUUAAGAAUAACCUGUUAUUCAUAUGUAUUAUAUUAUACUGUUGUGGGUUAUUUAAAUCCCUUGUAACGUUCAUCUACCACUGAGUCAAAAACCUUCUUGUUGUUUAACGCUAGCACUGCAGAGGUGAAUAUAUUGUUUUUAUAAAUAAAUCUCCUCAACUAAAAAA
Sebastes umbrosus (honeycomb rockfish) is the source of this 1761-nucleotide messenger RNA. RefSeq names its product TLC domain containing 2 (gene tlcd2). The transcript has 4 exons. Gene Ontology annotation, cellular component: plasma membrane. Bases 381 to 1106 code for a protein of 241 amino acids. Gene Ontology annotation, biological process: regulation of membrane lipid distribution; membrane assembly; plasma membrane organization. Lineage: Eukaryota; Metazoa; Chordata; Actinopteri; Perciformes; Sebastidae. The record is from RefSeq and is a predicted model, not a curated record.